GCAGCGGACGGCAAAGUCCGGGAGGGCUUGGCUGCAGGGGAAUGAAGCCUCCGCCUUCUCGGGUGGAAACCUUUAAAUACGGGCUCGGGCCCGGGACUCGCGGUGAGGCGCUUGGCAGCCUGAGAGGGGUGUGCGCUGAGGGGAGAGCACACGGAGCAGGGCGCGGUUGCUGAAGCUGCGGCUGCGUGGCCCAGAGCGAGGAGCUGUCCGAGCGGUCGGGAUUGGAGCGGUUACCGCUGUCUGUGCCUGGAAGUGGUACAAUCAUGUUUGAAAUUAAGAAGAUCUGCUGCAUCGGUGCAGGCUAUGUUGGAGGACCCACAUGUAGUGUCAUUGCUCAUAUGUGCCCUGAAAUCAGGGUAACGGUUGUUGAUGUCAAUGAAUCAAGAAUCAAUGCAUGGAACUCUCCUACACUUCCUAUUUAUGAGCCAGGACUAAAAGAAGUGGUAGAAUCCUGUCGAGGAAAAAAUCUAUUUUUUUCUACCAAUAUUGAUGAUGCCAUUAAAGAAGCUGAUCUUGUAUUUAUUUCUGUGAACACUCCAACCAAAACCUACGGAAUGGGGAAAGGCCGCGCAGCAGAUCUGAAGUACAUUGAAGCUUGUGCUAGACGCAUUGUGCAAAACUCAUACGGGUACAAAAUUGUGACUGAGAAAAGCACAGUCCCAGUGCGGGCAGCAGAGAGUAUUCGUCGAAUAUUUGAUGCAAACACAAAACCCAACUUGAAUUUACAGGUGCUGUCCAACCCUGAGUUCUUGGCAGAAGGAACGGCCAUCAAGGACCUGAAGAACCCAGACAGAGUACUGAUUGGAGGGGAUGAAACCCCAGAGGGUCAGAGAGCUGUGCAAGCACUGUGUACUGUGUAUGAGCACUGGGUUCCCAGAGAAAAGAUCCUCACCACUAAUACUUGGUCUUCAGAACUUUCCAAACUGGCAGCAAAUGCUUUUCUAGCCCAGAGAAUCAGCAGCAUUAACUCUAUAAGUGCCCUCUGUGAAGCAACAGGAGCUGAUAUAGAAGAGGUGGCAACAGCCAUUGGAAUGGACCAGAGAAUUGGAAAUAAGUUUCUGAAAGCCAGUGUUGGUUUUGGUGGGAGUUGCUUUCAAAAGGAUGUUCUGAAUUUGGUUUAUCUCUGUGAGGCUCUAAAUUUGCCCGAAGUAGCUCGUUAUUGGCAGCAGGUCAUAGACAUGAAUGACUACCAGAGAAGGAGGUUUGCUUCCCGGAUUAUAGACAGUCUGUUUAACACAGUGACUGAUAAGAAGAUAGCUAUUUUGGGGUUUGCAUUCAAAAAAGACACCGGUGAUACGAGAGAGUCGUCUAGUAUAUAUAUUAGCAAAUAUUUGAUGGAUGAAGGCACACACCUCCAUAUAUAUGAUCCAAAAGUACCAAGGGAACAAAUAGUUGUGGAUCUUUCUCAUCCAGGAGUUUCAGAGGAUGACAAAGUGGCCCGGCUCGUGACCAUUUCCAAGGACCCCUAUGAAGCAUGUGAUGGUGCCCAUGCUGUUGUGAUUUGCACUGAAUGGGACAUGUUUAAGGAACUGGACUAUGAACGCAUUCAUAAAAAAAUGCUGAAGCCAGCCUUUAUCUUUGAUGGACGACGUGUCCUGGAUGGGCUCCACAAUGAACUACAAACCAUUGGCUUCCAGAUUGAAACAAUUGGCAAAAAGGUGUCUUCAAAGAGAAUUCCAUAUGCUCCUUCUGGUGAAAUUCCAAAGUUUAGUCUUCAGGAUCUACCCAACAAGAAACCCAGAGUAUAGACAUUGCCAUUUUUAUUUGUAAUUUUUUUGGUACUUCAGGAUAGCAAAUAUCUAUCUGAUAUUAAAUGGUAAAUGACUCAAGUGCUUUUAAGGAAACAAAACUAUUUUUUUAAUAAUCAAAUUUAUACUAGCUGUAUGGGAAUUAGCAUAUCUGGUAAUUAUGAAACUAGAAUAUUUUUUACAUAUUUUUAUAAUAUUGUUACCUCAGUGAUUGGAUGCAUAGCAAAUAAUUGUGUUGGUUUUAAUGGUGUCAAUUUUUGUAAAAUUAAACUUCAAACACUUUUUACUUUAUAAAAUGUCUUUAGACAGCACUUUAACGUCACAUUGUAAUGGGAAUGGCACGCCUCAGUUUUUCUGAUCA
Molecule: messenger RNA, 2109 nt
Organism: Balaenoptera acutorostrata (minke whale)
Lineage: Eukaryota; Metazoa; Chordata; Mammalia; Artiodactyla; Balaenopteridae
Product: UDP-glucose 6-dehydrogenase-like
Exons: 1
Coding region: 264-1748 (494 amino acids)
Biological process (GO): glycosaminoglycan biosynthetic process
Cellular component (GO): cytosol; nucleus
Molecular function (GO): UDP-glucose 6-dehydrogenase activity; NAD binding
Source: RefSeq, a predicted model, not a curated record